Molecule: messenger RNA, 516 nt
Organism: Cetraspora pellucida
Lineage: Eukaryota; Fungi; Glomeromycota; Glomeromycetes; Diversisporales; Gigasporaceae
Source: the annotation of a GenBank genome assembly
AUGAAUUUUAGUAUAAAUUCAACUGCCUUAAAAUUUAGUAUUUUAGAGACAACAUUGAGACAUGUUAUUAAAAAUAGUUUGCCUAAAUGUUCUGGUUCUGAGACAAUAUUGAGCAAGCAUAAAGAAGAGCAACUUGUAGGCUAUUGUAAAAAUAUGCAGAUGUUAGGUGAAAAACCAUUAGCUCCAGAAAUAUUCUUUUUAAUAAUUCAUAAAUAUUUUACUCAAAAUGGAAUAGAACUAUUAAAAAUAAAUCUUAAGUUUCUUGGAAAGGAAAUCAAAAUACUAAAAAAUGAAAAUGAAUCAUUGAAGUGUAAACAUAAAUUAAUAAGUAAAGAGCUAGAGACUUUUAAUAAUCCUGAUACUUGCCUAUUAAAAAUAGUGCUUAAAUAUCCUGCUUCUUGUCUUUCAUUACAACCUAAUAAACCAGAUCCAACUAAAUUAGAAAAGACAGAAGAACUAGCCAGAACAAAAGUUAAAAACAUGAAAAGAAAAAAAGAAGUUGCAGCACAAAAAUGA